This is a messenger RNA of Radiomyces spectabilis, 1158 nucleotides long. RefSeq lists its product as uncharacterized. The transcript has a single exon. NCBI's taxonomy places the organism in Eukaryota, Fungi, Mucoromycota, Mucoromycetes, Mucorales, Radiomycetaceae. Bases 1 to 1158 code for a protein of 385 amino acids. The record is from RefSeq and is a predicted model, not a curated record. Gene Ontology annotation, biological process: phosphatidylcholine biosynthetic process.
AUGAUUCACAGGUUGUCCUCGAUGCUCGACGAGGUGACGUCUCAACUGCACGAGAAAAGGAGAGAACUUGGCCAAAAAUCCGCCAGUUGGACCAUGAAAACCAAGAGCCGGAUCAACCAUCAGACGAACAAACUGGAAGAACGACGCGCCGCGAUUCAGAACGAGCUGUUGCGGCAUUAUCAAACUAUCAAUGAUCGCAUUCAUCAACAUAUCAAACUACGCGACAAAAUCUCGUUUGUGGUGGGGGUGGCUAAUGCCUGUGUGACCCCCGUGGUGGCUUCAAGGAUCCCCGAGUGGAUCCCUGUUUAUUACACCGCCCAAUGCGCGUAUCUGCUCACUUUGCGGUUCUUUCUCUACAAGCUGCGUCACUGGCAUUACUUUAUUUUCGAUUUAUGUUAUUUUGUCAAUGUCAUGGUGCUUGCUUUCCUUUGGAUAUGGCCAUCAUCGCCUUCUUUGUUUGUCGCCGCUUUCAGCCUGACCAAUGGUCCCGUAGCCUGGGCGAUCGUCACAUGGCGUAAUUCUCUCGUAUUCCAUUCGCUCGAUAAGGUUACCUCGGUUUUUAUCCACAUUUUCCCCCCUUUGGUAAUGUACACCAUCCGAUGGAUGCCCGAACUUCACCGAGACCGAAUCGCCACCACACUAUAUAGGAAUCAACACUUUCUCGACUUGAACGAGUUGAAAGUCACUUUUGGCAGCAUCAUCUACUGGUCGACGGCUGCGUACUUGAUCUGGCAAGCGCUUUAUUUUGUUUUUAUUAUUGUUAGACGCAAGGAAAAGGUGGAAUCGGGAGCUCGUAUCACUUCCUAUUCAUGGUUACUCAAGGAAACGCAAAAGCGCAAAUCGCUGAUUCAACGAGCCGCAUUCGCGUUUGGUCCAAAGUACAAGAUAUACAUGUUUAUGUUGCUCCAGUUGGCGUACAACCUUGUGACAGUGAUUCCCACCUAUUUUCUAUACAAGAGCUUUUGGCUGCACACUGUGUUCCUUAUCUCCAUGUUCGCAGCCAGUGUUUGGAACGGAGCCAACUACUACAUCGAAAUCUUUUCCCGGCGGUACAUUGCUGAACUCGAAAAAGUCGUAAACAAGUCCCAGAACAUGGACCCUGCCGAAAAGACAACAGAUCGUCCCUUGUCAUCAGAAACCGCGAAAAAAGUGGCGUGA